UCUGGCGUGCGGCACAUGGUGCCGCGGCUCUGGCAGGUGGCUGCUGUUCCUGCCCAGCAAGUUUUCGGCGUGGCCGCCCGGUCUCCUCGAGGCUCCCCCUCCCUGGUCGGCAGCCAGCGGCAGAUACCUGAUACUCGGGUUGUGCAAGCGGGAGGGGGGAGCCUGGCCCUGCGGCCCUGGGAGCCACCCGGAAGGCCGAGCCCUCCCGCCCGCGCCCCACCUGGAGAGGAGCUAAAAGGCCGGCCGGGGCCCCACGGCGCAGCGCCGGCUCGCACCAUGCCCACGGCCCGCAGCGUGCUCGUCCUGGCGGGGCUCCUGGCUCUCUGGGCAGAGCCGCCUCCAGCAUCCGCCCAGAAUGUCACCACGAAAGCCGGCGUGUGCCCGGACCCGGCGAUGGAAGCAGUGAACUGCACGGUCGGGUGCCAGUCCGAUGGCGACUGCGAGAGCACCCUCAAGUGCUGCCCGGCGGCCUGCGGCAAGGCCUGCCAGAAGCCAGAUGAGAAGCCCGGCACCUGCCCGCCUGUCAGUCCAGGGAUCCCCAUGCUGGGCGUCUGCACGAACCAGUGCAAGACGGACUCCAACUGUCACGGGACCCAGAAGUGCUGCAGGAAUGGCUGCGGCAAGGUCUCCUGCGUGACACCCCUCCCCUGAGGCACCCCCGCCUCCUGCCAGCCUGGCCACAGGGAAGCUGCUGCCUGACACGAGUCCUGCAAAUCCAGGCCCCAGCCCCGCACCGUCCACCCCAGCCCAGAGCCUUCAGCCUCAGCUUCCUCCCCAGGGCCCCCUCCUUGGGGUUCGCCACAGCCCCCUGCACUCUCACCAAUAAAGCAGCCUCUCCCUGCCA
This is a messenger RNA of Columba livia (rock pigeon), 844 nucleotides long. RefSeq names its product WAP four-disulfide core domain protein 2. Lineage: Eukaryota; Metazoa; Chordata; Aves; Columbiformes; Columbidae. The record is from RefSeq and is a predicted model, not a curated record. Gene Ontology annotation, molecular function: serine-type endopeptidase inhibitor activity. Gene Ontology annotation, cellular component: extracellular region.